Molecule: messenger RNA, 1634 nt
Organism: Guyanagaster necrorhizus
Lineage: Eukaryota; Fungi; Basidiomycota; Agaricomycetes; Agaricales; Physalacriaceae
Exons: 4
Coding region: 92-1453 (453 amino acids)
Source: RefSeq, a predicted model, not a curated record
UGAUGAUGUAGGAGCCAUUGCAGCAAAUGCCCAAGAGGAAAGGGAAGGUCGGGAAAAGGGAGAUAUAGUGGAAAGCUUGGUCCCUUUUUGGAUGGUUUAUGGCGAUGGAGUUGAACGUUUGGCCACUGAGAGUCUGGUUGAACGACAACGAUGGGUGAAUAGAAUUUGGGAGGCCGUCAAUAGUCAACCAGCACCGUCGGUUUCCCGCACAGGCUCAUAUACUCAGACCCGGUCAAGAUCACCCACGGGAUCCAUUCGAACGAUUCUCUCGAUGGAAAGCCGCAGCAGUCUCAAUUCUGCAACCAGUUCUGGGACGGGAUCGCGUUCAACCAUCUACGUUCCUCCCAUUGGAGAAGUCCCGGACAUGGAUGAUCCUUAUGGAUCUGAAGCCGGAAGAUCAGUGUCAGCGUCAUCUCGAAGCUCGAGGUACCAAUCGUUUAGCUCCGAUUCUGAAAGGAGGCGGUCACUUUUGUCAUCUUACCAUGAUCACACUGUAGACGACACCGUUAUUUCAGGGCGGGAUUAUCUUUACCCUGGUGACCCUCGAGUCAUCUCUGGUGGUACGCGUAGAAGGCUUAGUGGAAGGCUUAGGAGAUCGGGAUCAAUGACCGAUUUGGGUAUCGAUUUUGCGUCUAACCGAUCUUCGAGUGAAUACGGAACUCCGCAAUCUGGAGAUGAAGAUGAUUCCAGGUUCUUCUCUGCAGGGGGGUCUAGUGGAAGGUCUUCGUUCUAUUCGUCGUCGUCAUUCACCAGAGCGACGGGAACAGGGACAGCCGUCACACCUAGCGACACAUUGACGACAACGAGGAUGACAGGAUUUACCACAAGUGAUACACAGAUUGUUCCGUCGACAUUGUCGUAUAGAGGGACAGAGUCGGCCUCGCUCCUCGGUGACUCACACAGCUCAGGCACUGGCAGUUACACGUACAGUUCUGGGUACGGAUCUUCACCAUAUACGAAUAGUGAUACUCUUACGGUACCCUCGAGAAGUUCCCUAUCGAGAGCUGGUGGAGUGCGAAGACGCACUCGAACACACUCAGGAUCUUCCAGCGGCAGCGGCUAUCAGCCAUCUGGGAGCGAAGACAGUUUAGAGAGGGAACGUAGAGCAGAGCUCAGCUAUUCAAGCGGAAGCUACACUGGGAGCUACACAACGUUGAGUGGAAGUUAUAGUUCAGGUGGAAGCUAUACAGUGAGUGGUACGGGAACAAGCGAGACUGGUUAUGAUGUGUGUACGGCUUCAGAUCUGUCGGAUACUACGCCUAGGACGACGACCAUUGCAACAAGUGCUACAUGUACUCCCUUUGCGUCGGCAUCUAUAUCUUCCAAGGCGGAGGAAGAGACGUCCUCCGAAGAAAAUUAUGUCACUGCUUCUCAAGGUAGCAGUUACGCUACUCCAAGGUCUCCGUCCAUAGCGUCGUUCGACAACGUAUCACACGGCUUCCGAACCUACUGAGUACAGUACAGCCGAAGUGUGUCCUUCGAGUCUUGCUGACAUACCUUCCGAACGCAGUACACCGGUUCCGUCAGUAAAGGACAUCGAUGAAGUGGUGGAGCUUUCGAGAACUCCCAGUGUGAAGGAGUCACCCCUUCCGCCCCUUCCGACUGAAUCGCCUGUAGUUAUUCAACAUGAGAUU